Monopterus albus (swamp eel) is the source of this 2148-nucleotide messenger RNA. It is a transcript of the gene larp7, whose product is annotated as La ribonucleoprotein 7, transcriptional regulator. Gene Ontology annotation, biological process: RNA processing. The record is from RefSeq and is a predicted model, not a curated record. Gene Ontology annotation, molecular function: RNA binding. The coding region runs from base 145 to 1794 and encodes 549 amino acids. Lineage: Eukaryota; Metazoa; Chordata; Actinopteri; Synbranchiformes; Synbranchidae. Gene Ontology annotation, cellular component: ribonucleoprotein complex; nucleus. The transcript has 13 exons.
CCUGUGUCUGAUGACGACUUUAUUCUGCGACAUGAACGCACCAAUGCCGUUGCUAGUUAGCUUCAGUUUUGUGGGGCUUUAUUGUGCGCGCGCUGAUUAUUACACUGCACAGUUUCCUCAUCCCAAACGGGUCUCUCCCAUAGGAUGACUGAAACAGAGAGGGGAGUUGGUGACACUGGUGUUGCAGAAACCAGCGGUAAGAACAGGGACACAGAGAAGAAGAAGAGGUCCCGAGUGAAACAGGUGCUCAGUGAUGUGAAGAAGCAGGUGGAGUUCUGGUUCGGAGAUGCCAACCUUCACAAAGACCGCUUUCUGAAGAAACUCAUUGAUGAAUCAGGCGAUGGAUAUGUUGAUCUAUCUGUGUUGACAAGCUUCAAUCGAAUGCAAAAGCUGACAACUGACACCAAGCUGAUCGCGAGGGCACUGAAAAACUCAUCUGUAGUUGAGGUUAACUUGGAGGGAAAUAAAGUUCGGCGUCAGCUCCCAAUUGGAGAUCCACCAAAUGAUGUGGACAGCCGUACAGUCUAUGUGGAACUUCUGCCCAAGGAUGUGACCCACAGCUGGAUAGAGAGAGUGUUCACGAAGUGUGGCAAUGUGGUUUAUGUUAGUAUCCCCAGAUACAAAUCUACUGGUGACGCCAAAGGUUUUGCCUUUGUCGAGUUUGAGAAAGAGGAACAAGCACAGAAAGCCAUUGAGAUGCUGAACAACCCUCCUGAAGAUGCUCCCAGGAAGCCAGGGAUUUUCCCCAAGACAAAAAGCGGGAAGCCUAUUCCUUUGCCAGCCGACAAUCCACCAACAGCUGAAGUAGAAGACAAGAAAAAGAGAAAGAAGCGGAAAAAGAAAGAAGGUACCAAAGUAGCAGCGCCUGCAGAAGAAGCUAGAGAGCAGGUGAUGGAAGCAGAGCCGUCAGAGCAAAGAAGUAAGCGCUCAGCAGCGGGGGAGUUGGAGCCAGAGGUUGCCAGCGUUCCCAAGACUCCCGGCAAAUUGUCGGAGAAGAAGAGGCGACGGUCGCAGACAGUAGAGGGAUCAGAAAGUGAAAUUCCACCUAAGAUAAGAAAAACCAGUCUAAGUGAAUCCGGAGAAAAGGAGAAGGAUGUGGCAAAGACUGAUUCCCCCAGUAAAGGCGACACGGAGAAGGCUGCUGAAGAAGGGAAAGAAAAUGGAGAUGAUUCAAUAGUUAAAGCAAAGAGGAAGAGAAAAAAGAUACACAAGGAGAAGCUGAAAAUCGGGGAGGAGGUCAUCCCACUCCGGGUCCUUUCAAACAUGGCAUCGUUGAAGCAGUGCAUUCAGAAGAUUGAGCACGAGUCCAAGACUCUAAUGGAGACAGACCAAGUGGGUCAUGAUGAAGACGUGAAGAAGACGAUGAAAAGUGACAAGGCGACCAGUGAGGGCCCUCGCUUUACCAGCGGUGUCAUCAUGAAGAUUUCAGACAACAAGCCUCUACCAGGGAGGAAGCUCAUCAAAGACACUCUGUGCAAAAUAUCACCAGUGGCGUACGUUGACAUCUUGGAAGGAGAUGCCGAGGGUCAUGUCCGCUUUCACAGCCCCGAGGAGGCGAGAGCCGUCAGCGACGCUAGAGCCGAGCUGCAGAAGGAGCACGGCUGGAAGCUCGAGAUCCUCUCAGGUGAUCAUGAACAAAGGUAUUGGCACAAGAUCCUGGUGGACCGGCAAGUCAAGCUGAAUCGCCCCAGGGAGAAGAAGCGUGGCACAGAGAAGCUCAUAUCCAAAGCAGAAAAAAUCAUCCUUGCCCGGGCCAAGGAGGCGAACAAGCACAUCCGUUUCCAAGAAGACUAGCAGCUGCUUACGCUAGCUUUGUUUUUACAACCACACCUGUGUGACCCUGUAGACUCUGCAUGAUGUGGUGUGAAGGGAGCAGCUGGUGAGGGCUCGAGGAGCCCGGGACAGGUUUAAGUGAGUUCAGUGUCCCCUCAUUUUGUUUUCACUGCAGCCCCCGAGGUAAUGUGACCUGCUGCUACGCACAUAGAUGAUUUGGGAAGACUUUUUAAAAUACUUCACUUUUUUAAGGAGAGUUUUCUGUGUAUGAUGUAGAUAGAAUUGAAAGUUCUCCCAGUCAAGGCUGGAUCAUGACAUUGUCCCUGGUAUAGUUGCCUUUUUGUUUUCUAAUAAAAUGUCAUUAUUUGAUUAUUA